This is a messenger RNA of Menidia menidia (Atlantic silverside), 1533 nucleotides long. The record is from the annotation of a GenBank genome assembly. Lineage: Eukaryota; Metazoa; Chordata; Actinopteri; Atheriniformes; Atherinopsidae.
AUGGCGCCAAAGCGGAGACGGGGCAGCGCCAACGCCGCCGAGCUGCUGAGCCAGAGGAGCAGGGGGGUCGGGGACGCCGGGGCUCUGUACAGACACUGUCUGAGGCUCCUCAGAGGAAUCCUCCUGCAGGAGGAGAGGAGUUUCGUCAAAGUGUGGAGCAAGACGUCAAAGUCCACAAUAAUGUACGAGAAUGGAAAAGUCUACUUUGAAAAUUACCAGAACUGCUACAGCUGUGUUCACGCUGAGCCACAUGCUUUGUACAAAUUGCCUAAGAGGUCCAGACAUGAGAAAAUUGAAGAUGCAUUGCUGUGUCAGAGCCCACUUGACAAAACAUUGUCCUCUCCCUCUGAUCAUAAACCCAGCUUCCUGGCAUUGACAGCCAAUAACUGGCUGUACCGCAUCUCAGCUGACACAGGAAAAGAGCUGGAGAGAGUUUACCUCUCUCCAAAUUACAAGUUCAGGUAUCUUGGCUGGGAUUCUUAUCAAGAAAUGUUUUAUGUUAAAUCUGUUCAAAACAAAGAAACAUCUUUAGCAAGACAGGCAGGUAUCUCCCAGAAUGUAGUGAUGCACUUGGGAGUAUUUAAUAUUUUCCCUUUGCAAAUUGUGGGCAUUUUGGAAAUCAACAAAAAGGUGUUUGGGAGUGGCGUUACCGAUGUGGUUCUGUCUCAAGGUGUCCUUGUAGUGUCUCACAGCAACAAGUCAGUGAAGCUCUACAGCUUUGAGCACAUUGUCCAAAGAUACCUAAUAGAAAAGUUAACUCUUGGAAAGCCGAGUCCACUUCUUGAGAACAAAAUAGUUGGAGAUGUUCCAUCUGGUAUCCCAGUAAAUAUCCAGAUCACAGAUCGUCUGCCAGUGCUUUUUGAGGUGUCAUGCUCUAAUAAUGGGGUCCAGAUUGGAGGCUACCCUUGGCACUACAUUUACACUCCACCGCAUAGAAAUCACAGGGGGACUCACCACAUCUGCUCUCUCAAGGACAACACCAUGGCAACAAAUGGAAUACAAAACAUGAACUGCUGCUCUCUAGAGAGUGAUGGGAUCUUCUUUCAUCCAGACGACUCUGGAAGGAUCAUCCAUGUUGGACCUACCACCAUAAAUGUCCUCAAAAUCCUUGGUGAACUGCACGGUUCUUUACCAUCAAAGGUAGUUGAGGAUUUCUCUUUGACGACUGCUCGAAGGAACGUGAGUCCUGCCUCCCAAUUUACUGUUACCUCAUCAGGCCGCACAGUUAAAAGAAGAUUCAAUCAGAUGGAUGAUGACCCAAGCCAAGAGACUUUUCGAAUGGUGGAAUUCGAGGAUGAGCUUGACCUUCUGGUGGUGGUGUUAACAAAUGGUGAGGAGGAAGAGGGCCGAGCUCACAUUCGACUGCUUGACAACCAAACGGGACAGUUCCAGCGGCAGAUCGAUCUGGUGGAACCUUGGGAUGAGACGUAUCGACACGAGUUGUUCUUCGACAAAGACACAAUUGUUCACAUUGAACAAAAGAACAGCAACUUCUGCUGCCACGUUUACAAGCUCAGGACCACCAGAAAAUAG